Messenger RNA from Sorex fumeus (smoky shrew), 2063 nucleotides. RefSeq names its product eukaryotic translation initiation factor 4E binding protein 2 (gene EIF4EBP2). The record is from RefSeq and is a predicted model, not a curated record. Bases 223 to 585 code for a protein of 120 amino acids. Gene Ontology annotation, molecular function: eukaryotic initiation factor 4E binding. The transcript has 3 exons. NCBI's taxonomy places the organism in Eukaryota, Metazoa, Chordata, Mammalia, Eulipotyphla, Soricidae. Gene Ontology annotation, cellular component: cytoplasm. Gene Ontology annotation, biological process: negative regulation of translational initiation.
UCCUGCUGCUGCUGCUCCUGCUCGUGCUGCUGGCGCUGCUGGAGGCCCGAGGCUGGGCGGUGGCGGCGGCGGCGGCGGCGGCGGGCGCGCAGCGGGGCCGGGGAGCGAGAGCCGGGGAGCGAGGAGCGAGCGCAGCACGCCCGGGCCCGCCUUCGCCUUCGCCGCCGCCGCCCGCGUCCCCCGCGCCGGACAAAGCCCCGCCGCCCGCGCCCGGACGGAGCCAUGUCCUCGUCGGCCGGCAGCGGCCACCAGCCCAGCCAGAGCCGCGCCAUCCCCACGCGCACCGUGGCCAUCAGCGACGCCGCGCAGCUACCUCAGGACUAUUGCACCACGCCCGGGGGGACCCUCUUCUCCACCACGCCCGGGGGCACCCGGAUCAUUUAUGACCGCAAGUUUCUUCUGGAUCGUCGCAAUUCUCCGAUGGCUCAGACUCCGCCCUGCCACCUGCCCAAUAUCCCGGGAGUCACUAGCCCUGGCACCUUAAUCGAGGACUCCAAAGUAGAAGUAAACAAUUUGAACAACUUGAACAAUCAUGACAGGAAGCAUGCAGUUGGGGAUGACGCUCAGUUCGAGAUGGACAUCUGACUGGCCUGCACGUCUCGGCAGGAGAGCAGCAGCAGCACCUGCGUGAGCCUGCCCUGGCCUCCGGCUCGCGGGGAGCACAGAGCAGUGCCAGCCGUCCUCCCCGCGGCCCCCUCCUCCUCCUCCUCCUCCUCCUCCAGUGCCAAACCGUGCGAGGAUGAGCUUCAGCCGACCCCUCCCUGCCCCUCUUCCCUGCUUCCCUUCCCAGUUUGCUCGGGUGGAAGACCCUCAGCCCGUUCCGAAGAACCGAGCAGCCCGCAGUGGGAACAGUUCAGUUCUGCCCAUCCCCUCUGAGAAGCAUGUUUCUCCUCGUUCUUUUUAUGAGAAGCAUCAUUUGAUGACAAGCUUUUUUUUUUUUUGAAUCCCAAAUGAAUUCAUGACUGACCCGCCCAGCGUCUGCUGCCUGGACUGUCUGGAGGGGCAGGACAGAGGCCGGUGGGUUCGGUGUUUGUGUUCUCUCCCCACUGUCCUCUGCCUCCCGGCCGCCUCUGGGUUUGCACGAGUCUCCUGAUGUACCGGAGGUGCUGGACACAGGAAGAGAGGUGCUUUCCCCCUGGUGACAGCACGCCCCGUGGCUCCCUGUGACGCUGUCUAGAGGUGGACUUGGGACCAGUGUCUUUGCCUUGGGCUCUUGGACUGCUCUUCCCAGUCCUUAACGAGCGCAUCAGUACCAGAACGCACUCAGUACCUGGCAGAGCGCCGGUCUCUGUGCUCCCUCCGUUCCCAGCUGCUUUCAGCCCUCAGCUGCCCAGGUGGGCUCACCUGUGCCCAGAGCCUGCUCAUUCCCGUGGAAGCACUCUGGGGGGAGGCCUGACCUACAGGCUCCUGUCAGAGUGGCCGAGGGGAGCCCUGGGAGAGACCGAGUCGCUGGCACGCCCAGUCUCUGCAGUCAUUUUUCAGUCCAAUGAGCUUUGGACGUUCGCUAUCCCAGAUUGCGGUCUAUAUGAGUUUAAAGCUGACUUUAAGAAUUUUUGAACUGAACUUUUUUUUUUUCCCCCCUGUGUGGACUUGCUUUGUUUGGCUGCUGAGUUGGAUAAGCACGGGCUUUUUUAAAAAAGGAGAGAGAAAAGUUCUCCCACUUUUCCUGCCUUUUCUGUCCUCUGAACCUCCCUGCCCCCCCCCCCCCGGCCUUCCUUGUUUUCUGCCAGGCCAUUUUUCAUAUAUACAUCAAAGAUACCUCAGGUGUUGGUAUCUGAUAAUAUCUGCCACUCCUCCAAGCCGAGGAACGGCCUUUUAUUUUUAAGAUGACUACAGACCUAUUUUUCGAUAUGCUUUCCGCACGACUUUGAGCGGCAACUUUUUACUCCCACGUCUUCCUGUGUCAGGGAGGCAGGCCACGUCCGCAGGCCAGUCUGCUGUUCUGUGUCCCCCUCCUGUGUUCCCCGAGCCCCUCACGAGCACUGUCUCCCUCCUGGUCGCGGGUGUGUGCAUGUUUGGACUUUGUCCUGGGUGGUUUAUAAAACUGGACCAUUCUGCCUUGC